Messenger RNA from Aspergillus melleus, 648 nucleotides. RefSeq lists its product as uncharacterized. The record is from RefSeq and is a predicted model, not a curated record. Bases 1 to 648 code for a protein of 215 amino acids. The transcript has 2 exons. NCBI's taxonomy places the organism in Eukaryota, Fungi, Ascomycota, Eurotiomycetes, Eurotiales, Aspergillaceae.
AUGGUUUCUGUUUCGGCCCUCCUAUGUUGGGUGAGCCUGACCCUUUCUGUGCUAGCCACCCAGCCCUGUUAUAACCUGGACGGCACCCAGGCCAAGGCCGAUGUCCCUUGCCCGGACGGCGAGACCUCGAACUGCUGCAACACAAAUGAUGUCUGCAUGUCCAACGGCCUCUGCUAUUUGCAAGGGAAACGAGGAUUGGGGCUUUCCCGUGGAAGCUGCACCGACCGCAGCUGGGGGGCAAAAUGCUAUUCCCCAUGCUCCAACGAUAAUCGGAACACCGGAAUUCCUAUAAUCAACGUCGGAUUCAACGGUAACAAUUCGGAAUAUUGCUGCGGUGCCGUGACGUGGGAUGGUAAGGCGGGAUGUCUUCAUGGUGGUGAUUCGUUCCAACUGCCCUUCGGACGCGCCAUCGCCGGAGUCGCCGCUUUGGCAGAGCAUGGAAACAGCGCAAAUGGGUCCAGUUGGAACAGUAGGACAAAGGAGCCGGAGCCAGCGAGUUCGAAUCACGACGUCGCCAUUGGUGUGGGAGUGGGUGUGCCGCUGGGCGUACUGGCCUUGACUGCCGUUGCUUGGGCUCUGUGGGAACGACGAGCCCGACAGUCGCUGGCACGUAAUAUUCCUGAUCGCAAUUAUGCUCCGAUUCCAUGA